AUGAAUGUGCUAAUAGAGCUCAAUAAUUUUGUGGAAAACUUCUCACCUAAACUAAUGCAGUAUCAACAUCUGACGCUAAUAGUAAUUAUGAAAACAAUCAUUACUUACUAUGCACUCCAAAAUACCCUUUAUAAACCAAGUACAGGAAAGCAACAUUAUGAAAGACUAUCGAAGUUGUUUGAAGAAAUUUCAUCAACCAAUCAACAUUUUAUCGCUUGA
This is a messenger RNA of Chironomus riparius, 219 nucleotides long. NCBI's taxonomy places the organism in Eukaryota, Metazoa, Arthropoda, Insecta, Diptera, Chironomidae. The record is from the annotation of a GenBank genome assembly.